This is a messenger RNA of Culex quinquefasciatus (southern house mosquito), 1444 nucleotides long. It is a transcript of the gene OXA1L, whose product is annotated as mitochondrial inner membrane protein OXA1L. The record is from RefSeq and is a predicted model, not a curated record. The transcript has 3 exons. Gene Ontology annotation, cellular component: mitochondrial inner membrane. Gene Ontology annotation, molecular function: membrane insertase activity. Bases 119 to 1378 code for a protein of 419 amino acids. Gene Ontology annotation, biological process: protein insertion into mitochondrial inner membrane from matrix; mitochondrial respiratory chain complex IV assembly. Lineage: Eukaryota; Metazoa; Arthropoda; Insecta; Diptera; Culicidae.
UUCCCCUCUUUUCUGACAGUUCGGGAUGUCAGUCUGUUUUGUUGCGUGAGCGGAUUGUCUUUAAAAAUUGGAUUUUUCAAUAAAAGUUUCACCAGGAAGUUGACCGGAUUUCCACAGAAUGUUGUCCCGAGCCGGAAGAAUCCUUGUCCGCAGUUCGCUGAGUGGCAAAAUCAGCACAAUUCAGGAGCUAGCGGUGACCGGGUCUGGAGCGAACCGGUGUUAUCACAUAGCUGCGUGCGGAAGUCGGUUCGAGGGUCUGAACACAAAUAAGGUCACGAAAUGGCAGAACCGUUUUGUUCACCCGGCGAUGGCUGCCGUUUUGGUGCGUAAUAUCAGUACCAACGAUGCGGAUAAGAGUCUGUUGGAACAUAUUCCGGAACCGCCACCAAUACCGGUUGCGCCAGAAGUGGCUGACCUGGUGGCUGGAGCAGAGCCAACGUUUGCCUCGCUCGGGCUUGGAGGGUGGUCCCCGGUUGGUAUGGUUCAGAACUGUAUGGAGUUCCUGCACAUUACGGCGGAUCUACCCUGGUGGGGUUGUAUUGCCAUCGGAACGGUUUGCGUGAGGAUGUUACUGUUUCCGUUGGUGAUUGCGAGUCAGCGUAACGCGGCCAAAAUGAACAACAACAUGCCACAGAUGCAGGUGCUGCAGAUGAAGAUGACCGAAGCACGGCAGGCUGGAAACGCGAUCGAUUCCGCCCGAUACGCCCAGGAGAUGGUGCAGUUUAUGAAGGAGAAGGACCUGAACCCGCUGAAGAACAUGCUGGUUCCGUUGGCACAGGCUCCGAUCUUUAUUUCCUUUUUCAUGGGCCUACGCCAGAUGGCGAACGUACCGGUAGAUUCGCUCCGCGAGGGAGGUCUCUUUUGGUUCCCGGAUUUGACCAUCUGCGAUCAGUUUUACGCUCUGCCCAUCAUCACCAGUAUCACGAUGUUCCUGACGAUCGAGCUGGGCACGGACAGCGCACGAAUGUCGGCGGCCAACAUGCAAACCGUCCGGUACGUGCUGCGAGCGAUGCCGCUGUUCAUCCUGCCGUUCACCAUCAACUUCCCUGGCGCCAUCUGUCUGUACUGGGUGUUUAGUAACUUCUUCUCGCUGGUGCAGGUUGGCUUCCUGAGGAUUCCCGCCGUGCGAGAUUACUUCAAGAUUGACCGGUUGAUCACCCACAAACCGGAAACGCUUCCCAUCAAGAAGAAGAAGUUUGCGGAGGGCGUUAAAGAAUCCUGGACCAACAUGAAAAUCACCCGCGAGCUGGAAGAACGUGCCCGAAUCGACGAAAUUUCUUUCCAGAAAGCCGGCAAAGGCCCACUGGUGAAAACGUACAAGUACGACCCUACGGCGCCACGACCAGCGGGAAAUGCCAUCAACGCUAAGAAACGGUAGAGGCAGGAAGAGAACUUUCCCAAUGUGAAUACAAAGCGACUUUUACUUUAAACAAUUAAAAAUAAA